Molecule: messenger RNA, 2619 nt
Organism: Formica exsecta
Lineage: Eukaryota; Metazoa; Arthropoda; Insecta; Hymenoptera; Formicidae
Product: spidroin-1-like
Exons: 2
Coding region: 1-2619 (872 amino acids)
Source: RefSeq, a predicted model, not a curated record
AUGCACGUGCAACAGCAGGCGCAAAUGCUGCAACUGCAUCUCGUAGAGAAAAUGCGGAAACUAUUGCAGCCGCGGAAGCAACAGCUAGUGCAAGAGCUGCAAAUAAAGCACGGAAUAGCCAUCGCGACAUUGAAAACAGCCGGAGCAAAUAGUGCCGCUUCUGCACAAGCGGUAAGUAGUAGUAAAACAAUCGGGCCAGAUUGGGGCAAACAACUUGAAAGAUUUAAAGUAAUUGACAUUUUAGAUUUUUAUAAUAAAGGUAGAAAUGAAAGAAAAUCUGAAUAUGAGCAAACAAUAGCUCAAAGUUUGGCUAACGCAAGAGCUACAAGUGAAACAUAUGGAAAGAAUGACGCUGCUGCAUCUGCACAAGCUGCUGCUAGUGCCAAUGCUGCCAGUAGCGCAUAUGGAAGCAAAUAUGGAAGCGCAGUAGCCACUGCCAACAGUCAAGCGAGCGCAACUGCAUUAAGCCAUAGAAGACAUUACAAGAAUCAUAACAAGAACUGGAAAUAUCACGGUCAUCAUAGAAGCUACGAAAAUCUGCAUGAUUCUUCAGAGGAAAAGCUAUGGCCGAAACAUGAUGAAUCUUUUAAUGUAAUUUACCGAAGAAGGAGAGCAAUCAGUGAUGCAGCAGCUUUAGGUCAAAGCGGCGCUAUUGCUACGAGUAAUAAACGUAAAGGAAUUUCUAUUGCCAAAAGUAACAGCGCAUCCAACGCUGCUGCUGCUGCUCUGAACAAUGUACGUGAAGGAACUUCUAUUGUCAAAAGUAGUAGCGCAUCCAACGCUGCUGCUGAUACUCUAAGCAAUGGACGAAAAGGAAUCGCUAAUGCUGCAGCAAACAGUGCAUCUAAUGCUGUUGGUUUAACUCAUAAUCUAAAAGGAGCUGAUACUGUAGUUAAAAAGCUAUGGCGAAGAAGGAGAGCAAUCAGUGAUGCAGCGGCUUCAGGUCAAAGCGGCGCUAUUGCUACGAGUAAUAAACAUAAAGGAAUUUCUAUUGCCAAAAGUAACAGCGCAUCCAACGCUGCUGCUGCUGCUCUGAACGAUGCACGUGAAGGAACUUCUAUUGCCAAAAGUAGUAGCGCAUCCAACGCUGCUGCUGAUACUCUAAGCAAUGGACGAAAAGGAAUCGGUAAUGCUGCAGCAAACAGCGCAUCAAAUGCUGUUGCUCUAACUAGUCUAAGAGGAGCUAAUACUGUAGUUAAAAAGCUAUGGCGAAGAAGGAGAGCAAUCAGUGAUGCAGCGGCUUCAGGUCAAAGCGGCGCUAUUGCUACGAGUAAUAAACAUAAAGGAAUUUCUAUUGCCAAAAGUAACAGCGCAUCCAACGCUGCUGCUGCUGCUCUGAACAAUGUACGUGAAGGAACUUCUAUUGUCAAAAGUAGUAGCGCAUCCAACGCUGCUGCUGAUACUCUAAGCAAUGGACGAAAAGGAAUCGGUAAUGCUGCAGCAAACAGCGCAUCAAAUGCUGUUGCUCUAACUAGUCUAAGAGGAGCUAAUACUGUAGUUAAAAAGCUAUGGCGAAGAAGGAGAGCAAUCAGUGAUGCAGCGGCUUCAGGUCAAAGCGGCGCUAUUGCUACGAGUAAUAAACAUAAAGGAAUUUCUAUUGCCAAAAGUAACAGCGCAUCCAACGCUGCUGCUGCUGCUCUGAACAAUGUACGUGAAGGAACUUCUAUUGUCAAAAGUAGUAGCGCAUCCAACGCUGCUGCUGAUACUCUAAGCAAUGGACGAAAAGGAAUCGGUAAUGCUGCAGCAAACAGCGCAUCAAAUGCUGUUGCUCUAACUAGUCUAAAAGGAGCUAAUACUGUAGUUAAAAAGCUAUGGCGAAGAAGGAGAGCAAUCAGUGAUGCAGCAGCUUUAGGUCAAAGCGGCGCUAUUGCUACGAGUAAUAAACGUAAAGGAAUUUCUAUUGCCAAAAGUAACAGCGCAUCCAACGCUGCUGCUGCUGCUCUGAACAAUGUACGUGAAGGAACUUCUAUUGUCAAAAGUAGUAGCGCAUCCAACGCUGCUGCUGAUACUCUAAGCAAUGGACGAAAAGGAAUCGGUAAUGCUGCAGCAAACAGCGCAUCAAAUGCUGUUGCUCUAACUAGUCUAAGAGGAGCUAAUACUGUAGUUAAAAAGCUAUGGCGAAGAAGGAGAGCAAUCAGUGAUGCAGCGGCUUCAGGUCAAAGCGGCGCUACUGCUAUGAGUAAUGGACGUGAAGGGACUUCUAUUGCCAAAAGUAACAGCGCAUCCAACGCUGCUGCUGCUGCUCUGAACAAUGUACGUGAAGGAACUUCUAUUGUCAAAAGUAGUAGCGCAUCCAACGCUGCUGCUGAUACUCUAAGCAAUGGACGAAAAGGAAUCGGUAAUGCUGCAGCAAACAGCGCAUCAAAUGCUGUUGCUCUAACUAGUCUAAGAGGAGCUAAUACUGUAGUUAAAAAGCUAUGGCGAAGAAGGAGAGCAAUCAGUGAUGCAGCGGCUUCAGGUCAAAGCGGCGCUACUGCUAUGAGUAAUGGACGUGAAGGGACUUCUAUUGCCAAAAGUAACAGCGCAUCCAACGCUGCUGCUACUCUAAACAAUAAACGAAAAGGAGUCGCUAAUGCUGCAGCAAAUAGCGCAUCUGAUGCUGUUGCUAUAAUAAUCUAA